AUGAGUCUGAGGUAUCUUAAUUCAGAGAUGACAAUGGAGGACAGAAGCAGCCGCACUGGCGGCAGAGAAAGGCUGGGACUGAGCUUCACUAUUGACUAUCUUCUGUUCAAUAAAGGAGUCAAAGGUUCCAAAGAAGAAGCGACAGGAAGUCGUACAGCAGAGCAGAUAGCGAACAACAUGCCAAAUCAUCAGAAUCCUAAACCCGAAGAGGUGGAGAUUCACGCUGAGAUACAGGAGAAGCGGCUACAGAGGUCAGAGACUGAAGAAAGGAAAGUCAAAGAAGAGGAGGGGGAUGAAGAGCAACAAGAGGAGGGGGAGGAGGUAACCACCACCAGCAGCCCAGAGAAGUCUACGGACAAACCUAACCAGUCGUACAUUGCACUCAUCUCCAAGGCAAUCCUGGCAUCAGAGCAGAAGAAACUGCUGCUAUGUGACAUCUACCAGUGGAUCAUGGACCACUACCCUUACUUCAAGAGUAAGGACAAAAACUGGAGGAACAGCGUGCGUCACAACUUGUCCUUGAACGAUUGCUUCAUCAAAGCAGGCCGCAGUGACAACGGUAAAGGCCACUUCUGGGCGAUUCACCCAUCAAACUACCAGGACUUUUCUAACGGGGACUACCACUGUCGGAGGGCGCGGCGGAGAGUACGCAGGGUGGCAGGACAGCUCCACCAUUCCUCCCUAAACUCCCCCUACUACCCCGCCCUUGCGCGGGCCCACAGAACGACCUGUUGGUGCUGCCCUCAAGCCCAAACAUUCCCUCUGUCCUGCUUGGCACCCAGACUCUACUGGCCGUGGUCCAGUGUGCAGCCACAAGUGGGGCUCCACCCAGGACUGCGUGCCUCUAUACCCUGA
Molecule: messenger RNA, 855 nt
Organism: Micropterus dolomieu (smallmouth bass)
Lineage: Eukaryota; Metazoa; Chordata; Actinopteri; Centrarchiformes; Centrarchidae
Gene: foxq2
Product: forkhead box Q2
Exons: 2
Coding region: 1-855 (284 amino acids)
Biological process (GO): cell differentiation; anatomical structure morphogenesis; regulation of transcription by RNA polymerase II
Molecular function (GO): DNA-binding transcription factor activity, RNA polymerase II-specific; RNA polymerase II cis-regulatory region sequence-specific DNA binding
Source: RefSeq, a predicted model, not a curated record